This is a messenger RNA of Echinococcus granulosus, 279 nucleotides long. RefSeq lists its product as hypothetical. The transcript is spliced from 2 exons. The coding region runs from base 1 to 279 and encodes 92 amino acids. Lineage: Eukaryota; Metazoa; Platyhelminthes; Cestoda; Cyclophyllidea; Taeniidae. The record is from RefSeq and is a predicted model, not a curated record.
AUGUUCUAUGUAGCUUCGCUGAAGCUGUUGCAAAUUACUGUUUUGAACCGGCGUUGGAUAUUUGCUUCACUGAUUCAAUUAUUUAAUGCAAUUAUUUUAUUAAAUAUUCGACAAAUUAACGCAAUCUUUCCGAGGAAAUUAAAGCACUUGACUUGUCUACCGGAAGACGAAAACUACGAAAAUAUUUUGCCAUAUUUUAAUGGAAUCAUCAAACUUAUGAUUAAAUAUUUAUUUGUGAUUGUUACCCUGCAAAUAAAAUUCAAUAUUGAAACUAAUUAA